Messenger RNA from Linum tenue, 474 nucleotides. NCBI's taxonomy places the organism in Eukaryota, Viridiplantae, Streptophyta, Magnoliopsida, Malpighiales, Linaceae. The record is from the annotation of a GenBank genome assembly.
AUGGAGGGAAUUGACGUUUGCCAGACCAAGGAGGCCAUUCUUGCACUGUUUGAUAAUUUGGUUGACCUCAAGCUGCCGACAAAAUCUGGAUCCGGAUUCACACCAUCUUUAGCUGAUGAAGACAUCAUAGCCACACAGAUUCAUGUGGUUGUGUUGAUGUACAACUACUAUAAUAGGAGUCAACAUCCAGAACUGAACUUCAUGAAUUUCGAGAGUUCUUGCAAGUUGGUUGUGAUACUGAGACCUAAUUUUCUACUGUCCCUCAAGCUUACACGAAGCUCUAAUGAUACCGUGUUGGAAGCUCUUCAAACUCAGCUUUCUUUGACUAAGACGAACAUUAUGGAUGCAUGUAAUAUUGCUAUGUCUUUGGAUCUUUCACAGACUCUGGACAGGUUGGUAGCAGGUGCAGUUGUGUUGUUUUGCUGGUGUGCAACUUGCUGCAGCUACUUGUCCUUGUUAGCAAAUUGGACAUAA